GUUUCUUAGACUUCCAGUUGCACAUAUUUUAUCGCCUAUGAAAGGUCUUUAUGAUUGCCAAUCGGAUUUUUUUUUCGAUAAUUUUUUGAAAGCAUUUACUUUUGAAUACAUCAUAAGGAUCGAAUGGACAAGAAAAUUUGUACUGUUUUAUUUCUUAUCUUUGCUGGAGUAGCAGAAAUCGUCACAUCAGGCUGCUUGGAGGAUGAUGUACUGGAACGAUUUUUAUACACAAAAAAGGGAAAAUAUUCGAAAACAAAUGACGAAAAUUAUCUAGAAUUUUUAGUGAUUGGAAAAAGUGUUUCUUGGCAUGAAGCUCAAGCAUAUUGUCCCUCCUAUGAAAUAAAAAAAGCAUCAAGAUUGACUUCCCAAAAUGUGGUACCAGAGGCAAGAAUAGCCUUUGAUUUUUCAGCAGAAGAUAAAAAGAAAGUUUCCCAUACUGGCAGUAAAUUAGCCGUUGUUGAUGAUAUGGAAAUUAAAAACUGGCUCGCUGGGAUGCUAUCCGAAUCAAAUUAUCUAUACGAUGGUUUGUGGAUUGGUGGUUACAAAAAAAAAUCAGCUGCAAACUGGACAUGGAUUGGAGAAAAAAGUGAUGAAGAUUCCAUUAUUCCUCAAUCUGUACUAAAUCAGAAUUAUCCAUCGUGGUUGGGUAAUGUGAAUCAAGAGCCUUCAGAACAAAAUUGUUUAUUAUUCAAUAGGUUAGGACAUGACAUGCCGGUUUUUCUACCGGAAAAUUGUUACCUUAGAAGGCCCUUCAUUUGUGUUCGAGUAGGCAGAAAGAAAGAGGAAAACUUGGUAGAGCAAGUUGGUAAUACAACUGUAGAUGGAUAUCAAUAUACUCUUUACGGAACAGUCAACAAACAAAAUCCGAAUAAUUUUAACCAAUUGGGAAUCAGAAAAUUGAAUGGCGGGGGUAUCAAGUGGAAAACUGCUCGAUUAGAAUGUCGAAUUAGAGGACAGCAACUGGCCACGGUUUUGACAAACGAAGCUGCUUCAGCGAUUGCAGAAGUUAUGUUGAAAAGCAGACCAUCAAUGGAAAGUGCAUGGCUGGGUGGUUGGAGCUUGGAUGGUUCAGAAUGGACUUGGAUUACCUCAGGAACUUCUCUUUCCUCCAAAAAAUCAAGUGCUACUUCUUAUCCUCCAUGGCUUGAAAGUCGACCUAUUAUUUAUGAAAAUAAAUUCGGUGAUGAAGGUCUUGGAAGGGAAAGUAGGUGUCUUGUUCUGGACAGACAUGUUUGUCCAGGACACAUUCGCCCUGUUUUUUUAGACUUGGACUGUGACAAAGAUAGACCUUUCAUUUGUCAAAAUGAUAUUGCAGAGCCACGAGCGAAUUUUGAAGACCAAGAUAGAGACAUUAUGCUGAACGAUAAAACAUUGCAAUUCUCAGCUAAAAAAAUGAAUUGGAAUGAAGGUGAUAAGCAUUGUAAAAAUAAGAAUGGACACAUUGGUAGCAUUUAUGAUUCCAAGACUCUUUCCAUCGUUCUUAGUAAAAUGACAGAAUUGUCUUUGGAUCACUUAUGGAUAGGAGGUCACACGAAAAAAUUUGGAAAUGAAUGGAAGUGGGUUGAUGAGAAGGACAAAGUUCUUUCCCGAAAAGGGGUAGGAAUUACCAGUUCCUGGUGUCUUCAAAGUGAUAAAAGUGGUUCUCUUCUGAAAGCGGAUCCAGAAACUUGUUUAAAUUUGGAUAGAGAAGGCCACGGUCUGCCACUUUUUUACGGUUUGCCGUGUGAUUUAGUUCAACAACAUGUUCUCUGUCACAUUAGAAAUUUUGCAAAAAAUUCCUCGAUAGAGAGUGAAAAUAUUGAUUCAGCUUUGAAUAAUGAUAAUGUUAAUCAUCUUGAAAAUAAUAAUGAGGAAAUCGCUCCAAGGUUUUUCAUGCUUGAGACGAAAGACAAGACAAUCAAAAGUGAUUUAAGCUCCCAGUUAGAAGUAAACAAAGGCAAUCAGGAAGAAAAUAACAUUAGUACAACAAUUAUUUAUGAUAAUGGAGAUAUGAACGUUACUGAAAAAUAUUUUAGUUCUCAGAAAAUAAUAGGAGAAACUACAAAUAAUAGUGAAACUUCUACAUUGGAUUCUUUAAUCGAACCCCUUUGAAUCUUCGAUAUUAUAAACAAGUUCACAUAAUUAAUGUAAUGAAUGAUCAUUAAUCAUUAGUGA
Messenger RNA from Belonocnema kinseyi, 2154 nucleotides. RefSeq lists its product as uncharacterized. The record is from RefSeq and is a predicted model, not a curated record. Gene Ontology annotation, cellular component: external side of plasma membrane. NCBI's taxonomy places the organism in Eukaryota, Metazoa, Arthropoda, Insecta, Hymenoptera, Cynipidae. Bases 124 to 2091 code for a protein of 655 amino acids. Gene Ontology annotation, molecular function: carbohydrate binding. The transcript has 7 exons. Gene Ontology annotation, biological process: biological process involved in interspecies interaction between organisms.